UCCCAUAUAUAUUAUAUACACCUACAUACACUUCUCACAUUGACAACUACACAAGCAGUCAUAUCUAGCAGUUAGUACGUACAUACAUAUGGACAUACAUAUUUCUCUCUAUACUUACAUACAAAUACACAGAUAUCAGCACACCAUCUGCUCCCCACCCCAACCCAACUCACACACGUGUGUGUAUAGAUAUAUAUAUAUCCUGUUGACAAGGCUUUCAACAUGUCUGAGCGAAUAUUUGUUACAAUUAAAUAUGGAGACAACCAACAUACUAUUCUCAACCCAAACUGUAGAAUGCUUAUAUUUACAGAGUGGUUAAAAAUGAAAUGUAAAUAUGACAAAACCCUUGAAAUCGAUCUGAUGGAUUUUUCUGGAAACAUAUUAAACUUGUCUUCUUCUCAGCGAUGGUAUGCAAAUGAAGUUAUUAACGUGGGCGAAACCUACGUUCUUCUAUCUGUGGAACGUGACAAUGGGAAUAUCAAAUAUAUUUCAUUAUUGGAAAAUCUAGAGAAAAUCCACCCUGAACUUUACAACAAACUGGAAGGAUUGUCAGGAAGUUCGAAAUCACCAGCAAGAAGUGUAAGCGGGAAAUCAAGAAAGUCUGGCAAGAAUAGCAAAUUGAAAUCAAGUCCGUCACCAAACAUAAAUCAACGUUAGCAGAUGGGAUCUUUUGAAGAUGAAGGUCUCUAACCGAAAGAAGUGCGGUGUCAGUUUAUCGAAAACACUUGAUCGAACUGCAAAUGAUCGAAAACAGUUACUUAAAAAAAAAAUCAGUCGAUUGAUGGAACAGUAGCUCGAAUCGACCAAUUAAGCGAAUUAUAGUAAAUAUUUGAAAUACGAAAAACAGGGCGAAAUAAAAGGAAACAACACAAUGUUCCAUUA
Octopus bimaculoides (California two-spot octopus) is the source of this 882-nucleotide messenger RNA. RefSeq lists its product as uncharacterized. The record is from RefSeq and is a predicted model, not a curated record. Lineage: Eukaryota; Metazoa; Mollusca; Cephalopoda; Octopoda; Octopodidae.